Molecule: messenger RNA, 2059 nt
Organism: Pantherophis guttatus
Lineage: Eukaryota; Metazoa; Chordata; Lepidosauria; Squamata; Colubridae
Gene: SLC46A1
Product: solute carrier family 46 member 1
Biological process (GO): transmembrane transport
Cellular component (GO): plasma membrane
Molecular function (GO): transmembrane transporter activity
Source: RefSeq, a predicted model, not a curated record
AUGGCCGAGCUGGCGGCGGGCGGCGUCCCGGGCGAGCCCCCCUCUGGGCCGGCGGCGGAGCCCCCCGCGGGCGCCCCGUUGCGAGGCCCGCCCUGCCGCCGCCUGCGCGCCGUGGAGCCGGUGCUGCUGCUGGCCACGCUGGCCCUGGCCCUGCAGGCGCCGCUCUGCCCGCAGCUGCUCUGGGACCGGCUGGCCCCGCGCAACGGCUCCGGCCCCGGCCCCGGCCCGCCAGGAGAGCCCGGCGGCUGCCCCAACCACACCGGCCCCGGGCCCGGCCCUCAGGAGCUGGAGACUCUGGUGGCCCACUGGAACCUCUACCUCAACCUGGCUGGCUUCUUUGUGGGGCUCUUCUCAGUGACCCUCUUUGGCCCCUGGAGCGACAGCGUGGGACGCCGGCCGGUGCUGAUCCUGCCCGCACUGGGCAUGGCCCUGCAGGCAGCCAUCUACCUGGUGGUCAUGUACGCCGAGCUGCCCGUGGGCUACCUGUUGGUGGGCCGGGUGCUCAGCGGCCUCUCCGGCGACUACAACCUGAUCCUCGCCGGCUGCUUCGCCUACGUGGCCGACGUCAGUGACCGGACGGCCCGCACUUUCCGGGUGGCCGUCCUGGAGGCCUGUCUGGGCCUGGCGGGCAUGGUAGCGAGCGUGCUGGGCGGGCAGUGGCGCAAGGCACAGGGCUACGUGGCCCCCUUCUGGCUGGUCUUCGCGGCCAGCCUUGCCGCGGCCCUCUACUCGGCCUUCGUCCUGCAGGAGUCGGUGCCGCAGAGGCAGCCGCAGCGGCUUCUCACGCUCCGCCAUUACAAGGCCGUGUAUCGGCUGUACGCCGGCCCUGCCCGUGGGCAGACGUGGCACCAGCUGCUCCUUUACUCGCUGGCCUUCUUCAUGGUGGUGACGGUGCACUUUGGGGCCCGGGAGAUCCUGGUGCUCUACGAACUCGGCCCCCCGCUCUGCUGGCAGUCGGAGCUGAUUGGCUACGGCUCGGCCGCCCAUUACCUGACCUACCUGAGCAGCCUGGUGGGGCUGCGGCUGCUGCAGAGGUGCCUGCGGGACGCCUGGGUGGCCGAGCUGGGUCUGCUCUCCAACGCACUGGGGCUGGUGACCAUGGCGCUGGCAGGGACCACAGCCCUGAUGUUUACAGGUUACGGCCUUCUCUUCCUCUCCAUGAUGGUUACUCCUGUAAUCCGCUCCAAACUCUCCAGAUUGGUUGGCGAGACCGAGCAAGGGGCGCUCUUUGCCGCCGUGGCCUGCGUGGAGGGGCUGUGCUCCCUCGUGGCCACGGGGGUCUUCAGCUCCCUCUUUCCGGCCUGCCUGUCCUUCAUGAGGGGCUUCCCCUUCCUCUUCGGAGCCCUCCUCCUCCUCGUGCCGGCUGCCAUCAUCGGGGGGAUAGAGAUCCGAGACGGCAGCCCUGGAUACCAGCAUUUUGGGGAUCUUCCAGAGCCGCCGGAGGAAGCCGAGCCGUCCCCCCGACACGACUGAAGCCGUUGAGCCUCCUGGGCACAGAGGAUCCGCCUUCUCCAGGCGGGGACCGAUUGAUCGCGGCCGUCUGGAACCACGACUGAUCAGGGCUCAGGCCUUGGGACGGUGUGAACACACAAAGGAGUGGUCUUGCGUCUAAACCAGGGGGCUCAGCACUUGGCCACUAUAACACCUGUGGACUUCAGUUCCCAGAAUUCCCCAGCCAACUCUGUAAUUCUGGGAGUUGAAGUCCACAAGUCUUAAAGUGGCCAGGUUUGGAGAGCCCUGGUUUAGGGACUGCAAGGGCCCGAGACCAGGCAGCUGGCUCCCCGGGGCUCUUCCUGCUGGUACUUGGCAGAGGAAUCCCAAUACCUCCCGACAGUGGGAGGAAUUUGAGAAUGUUUUGGGGGUCUUCAGAUUUGGCCCUGCCAAAACUCUUCCUGAUGAGAGGCUGCCAGGACCGAAGCAAGGGGCUGAAAAGGGGGAAUGACCGCUGGGGACCGGCCCUUGCCCCACUGGGAUUGCUGAGACCUGCAGUCUCCCCUGCCAGCCCCCUACCUGGAUUUUCCUGGGGGCCGAGGGACAAUAAAAGAGAAACUGAAGUGAC